This is a messenger RNA of Quercus robur (English oak), 2017 nucleotides long. RefSeq names its product LEAF RUST 10 DISEASE-RESISTANCE LOCUS RECEPTOR-LIKE PROTEIN KINASE-like 2.4. Gene Ontology annotation, biological process: protein phosphorylation. The record is from RefSeq and is a predicted model, not a curated record. The transcript is spliced from 2 exons. Lineage: Eukaryota; Viridiplantae; Streptophyta; Magnoliopsida; Fagales; Fagaceae. The coding region runs from base 13 to 1905 and encodes 630 amino acids. Gene Ontology annotation, molecular function: polysaccharide binding; protein kinase activity; ATP binding.
UACACAUCACACAUGGAAGCCCAUCAUCUAGCUCUCUCUUCCCUCAUCACCCUCUCCUUCUUCUUAGCAAUAUUGCCACCAUCUUACUGCACCGACGAUGCACGCUUUGUUGAUUGCAGUCGUCCCUAUGAGUGUGGAAGAAUCAAAAACGUUUCUUACCCUUUCUGGGGAGGUAAUCGACCUGAACAUUGCGGUCGCCCAGGGUUCAAGCUCGAGUGCGACAACAAUGAAUACCCAUUUAUCAAAUUUGGAAAACUAGAGUUCCCCAUACUAAACAUCAACGAAUCUCAAAAUAACAUGACCAUUGCAAGAUUGGACCUCUGGCAUGGUUUUUGCCCUCAAACCUACCUCGAUACCGUUUUGAAUUAUAGUAUCUUUGAUUACGCUCCAACCGUUCAAAACAUAACUUUCUUCUACGACUGCCCUCCUCAAGUCAAUACACUUAUACCGGUCCAAAAUAGAUUUAAGUGCAGCUUGGAAGGUAGUGAUGUAGAUAAUAACGCUUACUUUGUAAACGAAUCGUCAGCAAAGAUCCAUAUUAGGGAGCCAGAGAAAUGCAGAGGAGAAAUCCGUGUUCCAAUUUUACGGAAUGCUAUUGAUGAGUCUGCGGGUGUAGUCCCGGCACUACAGGAAGUAUUGAAUCGAGGAUUCGAUGUGGAAUACAUUCCCUUGGACGAUAUUGCCUGUAGUGGGUGUGAGCAUUCAGGUGGGCAUUGCGGUUCUCACGUAACAAAUCAAUUUGUCUGCCUUUGCCGUGACGGAGAGCGCUCUUAUACCUGCCCAGGUGUUGCUGCUUCGGGAGUUGGAGUAUUACUAACCUGCAUCAUUAUUUUCUGGUUUAGAAGUAAAAGAUCAAUUAUUAAGUCAACAAAAUUUUGGACGAAGAAAACAAAGAAUGAGCAUGAUCUUGAGGCCUUCAUUAGAAAGUAUGGACCACUAGCUCUAAAUAGAUAUAAAUUCUUAGAAAUAAAAAAAAUGACCAACUCUUUUAGAGAUAAACUAGGUCAAGGAGGUUUUGGUGGCGUCUACAAAGGAAAGUUGCUUGAUGGUCGUCCUGUUGCUGUGAAGGUCCUUAAUGAAUCAAAAGGAAACGGAGAAGAAUUUAUUAAUGAGGUUGCAAGCAUUAGUAGAACUUCACAUGUUAAUAUUGUCACACUCCUAGGAUUUUGUCUAGAAGGUCAGAAAAGAGCUCUCAUCUAUGAGUUCAUGCCCAAUGGAUCACUUGAAAAGUUCAUACAAGAUGGCAACCUUGAGAAAACCAAUUCGCAUUUGGGAUGGGAAAAAUUGUUCCAAAUUGCAAUUAGAAUUGCUCGGGGGCUUGAGUACUUGCAACGUGGGUGCAACACAAGGAUCUUGCAUUUUGACAUAAAACCACAUAAUAUCCUUCUGGAUGAAGAUUUUUGCCCAAAAAUCUCUGAUUUUGGACUCGCUAAACUUUGUAUAAGGAAUGAGAGUAACAUAUCAAUGACUGGUACCAGAGGAACAAUUGGGUACAUAGCUCCAGAAGUGUUUAGUAGGAACUUUGGUGGAGUUUCACACAAAUCUGAUGUUUAUAGUUAUGGAAUGAUGAUUUUGGAGAUGGCUGGAGGAAGAAAUAACAUUGAUGUUGGAGAAAGCCCGGCUAGUGAAAUAUAUUUUCCACAUUGGAUUUAUAAGCGUCUUGAGCUAGACAACGAUAUAGGAUUUCUAAGUAAUAUGACAACAGCAGAAAAUGAAAUGGUGAGGAAGAUGAUCUUAGUGGGCUUGUGGUGCAUACAGACAAAUCCAUCUGAUAGGCCAUCCAUGAGUAAAGUGAUUGAAAUGAUAGAAGGAAACAUAGAAGCCUUGAAGAUCCCUCCAAAACCUUUCUUAUGUUCUCCUCCAAGAUCACUUGUAGAAGAAUCCUCCACCACAUCAAUGCUAUGAAAUUAUAUUUAUAGAAAAAUUUCUUCCUGUGUAAAUAUUGAUGUGUUGUUCUUGCUCCUUAGGUCUAAGUGUGACUACGAACCUUUCUUAUAUAAAAGAGAGAGAUUGUCUA